Molecule: messenger RNA, 3270 nt
Organism: Hemiscyllium ocellatum (epaulette shark)
Lineage: Eukaryota; Metazoa; Chordata; Chondrichthyes; Orectolobiformes; Hemiscylliidae
Gene: fbxw2
Product: F-box and WD repeat domain containing 2
Exons: 7
Coding region: 276-1640 (454 amino acids)
Molecular function (GO): protein binding
Source: RefSeq, a predicted model, not a curated record
CCUCCUCCUCCUCCUCUCUCCAACUUGGACUUGUCCCUUUUCGCUUCUUCGCGGCCUCGUCCUCUUCCCCCUCCCCCCCCACACCAUCACCCCCACCCCCCACCCCCCCCUCCAUUGGAAUUCCGGGGGAUGCAGCUUCGGAGGUAGCAGCACAAGGAGAGGGAGAGGGAGCAGCGCUGGGGCCCGUGUGAAGAGUGAAUGUCCCCCCGCCGCACCGGUGGCGACGGCAACUAUGGUGACAUUAUUCAGGAGACGGUAUAUUGUCACAUGGUCAUAUGGAGAAAAAGGACUUUAAUGCAUGGCUUGAUACCCUCUCCAGCUCCUUUAUCACUCUGACAGAGAACCAGAAAAAUGAGACACUAGACCACCUGAUCAGCUUGAGUGGGGCUGUCCAAUUGAGACACCUCUCCAACAAUCUGGAGACACUUCUGAAACGAGACUUCCUCAAAUUGCUUCCAUUGGAGCUUAGUUUUCACCUGUUGAAGUGGCUUGACCCACCAACCCUACUGAUUUGUUGCCUAGUCUGCAAGCAGUGGAACAAGGUGAUAAGUGCCUGUACUGAAGUGUGGCAGGAAGCCUGUCGAAGCUUAGGCUGGCAGAUCGAUGAUACAAUUCAGGAUACUCUGCACUGGAAGAAGAUUUAUCUGAAGGCAGUCAAAAGAAUAAAGCAGUUACAGGACAAAGAAGCCUUUGAGACCUCCUCUUUAAUUGGCCACAGUGCUAGAGUAUAUGCUCUUUAUUAUAAAGAUGGAUUGUUGUGCACAGGUUCUGAUGAUCUAUCUGCCAAACUCUGGGAUGUUUGCACUGGUCAGUGUAUAUAUGGGAUCCAGACUCACACGUGCGCUACAGUAAAAUUUGAUGAGCAGAAGCUAGUUACUGGAUCAUUUGAUAACACGGUAGCCUGUUGGGACUGGAGCUCAGGAGCUAAAACCCAGCACUUCCGAGGUCAUACAGGAGCAGUUUUCAGUGUUGAUUAUAGUGACGAGCUAGAUAUCCUGGUCAGUGGGUCUGCAGAUUUCACUGUGAAAGUCUGGUCAUUAUCGACGGGAAUCUGCCUGAAUACGCUUACUGAGCAUACUGAAUGGGUGACUAAGGUGGUUUUACAGGUCAGCCAGGUAGAAUCCGUGAUGCACAAUCCAGGGGAUUAUAUUUUACUAAGUGCUGAUAAAUAUGAAAUCAAGGUUUGGCCAAUUGGGAGAGAGGUCAACUGCAAGUGUUUGAAGACACUUGCUGUGUCAAAUGAUCGAAGCAUAUGCCUCCAACCAAGACUGCAAUUUGAUGGCAAACACAUUGUCUGCGCAUCGGAUCUAGGAUUGUACCAGUGGGACUUUGCCAGUUAUGAUAUUAUCAGAGUUAUUAGAACUCCGGAUUCCUCGAAUCUUUCUUUGCUGAGCCAGGGAGAGGUCUUUGCUCUGCUGUUUGACAGCCAUUACCUGUACAUAAUGGACUUGAGGACAGAGAAACUGGUCGGUCGCUGGCCUCUACCCGCGUACCGGAAAUCGAAGAGAGGUUCUAGCUUCCUGGCGGGAGAAACUGCGUGGCUCAACGGACUCAAUGGCAAGAAUGACACAGGCCUAGUUUUUGCCACCAGCAUGCCAGAUCAUAGUAUUCAUUUGGUCCUAUGGAAGGAGAAUGGAUGAAGUAAAGGAUGAAAACUGUAGGGCAGAGUGCUUGUACUGCAGUUGCAGAGGAUAUUUCAGAGAAUGCAAAACGCUGCAUGAACCAAAGUCCUGCGGAAGAGCUGGCAUUCUCGUGUGUACAGUACAGUUAAUUGCCUUUAUUUUUUUUUAAAUGUCAAAUGACACCAGCAUGUUGGAAAUUAUUUUUACAGCUUAAAUCCAUUUGCUUGCAAAUUGAUGUAACCAAUACAGGAACGGGGAAGAGAGAACACAGUCAUUUCAGUUUAAUUUUGAGGCACUGUUUAGGAAUUUAUUAUAAGCUGAUGGUUGAAAAUUAUGCUUGACAAGCACAUUUCAAUGUAACAAAUUUAUUGUUUGCAGUAUUCUGAACAUUCCCUGAAUGUUUUCAUUUUUUCUGCACCUGACAAUAAGGAACACCUUACUUUUUAUAUAUACAUACAUAUUCUAUAUAUAUAAAUAUUUCCAUUCAGGACUUUGCCUUAAUGCUUUUAGUAGUGGUUGCUCUCAAAGAACAUGUUUAUAGACCAUAGGUAGGUACUUCAAAUUUGUCCACAUUUUAUAUUUUGGUAUAGUCAGUAUUUACAAUGAUCUUUUUAUUGAAAUUUGCCCAUGUUGUCACAGUUGUUAAUUAUCUUCAAUAUAUUCUUUCUGGAAAAAAAAUGUUGGAAAUUUACUUGGUUGCUUUGAUCAUUUUAAGUCUAAACACGGAACUCUUAUCACAAAAUACUGUAAUGAAGAAGAUAUUCACCUUUGCACUUGGGUUUGCUCAACACUACUUAAGCUGUUUCAUUCUCUAUUAAGACUUGGGGUGGUAGGUUAAAGUGGGAAAGAGAGUGGGGUGACCACCACCUCACUGCCUCCCAUAAGACAUGGUCAUUUAUAAAGCUGUUUGUCAAUGUUGAGAUCGGAAACUGUUGUGCAGCUUUCAGUCAAGGGAUUUGCUGUCCAGACUGCUUAAAUAGGGACAGGAUUAGGCUGUUCUGCCAUUCAGUGAGAUUAUAGCUUAUCUGUAUCUAUCUGCUUUGGCUUUAUCUCUGCUCAGAUGGAGCUACUGUGCUCCUGCCCAAGAGCAAGCUGUGAGUAUGAUUUUUAAAUGCUAUGGACUGUGGGCAGAGCAAUCACUGAUGUAUGUAUUAUAUAGUUUUUAAAUGCAGGAACAAGCAUUUUUAAAAGUCUUUUACUGUGCUUAUCUCUGGUGUCAAAUCUGUAAUUACAGCUGUUCCAUGGUGAUGCUUAAAUGACCCCCCUGUGGUAAUAUUUGUUGGAGGAUUGCACAGGUCUAUGUAACUUGUUUUGAAUCUGUGGAUUUCUUCUUGAGGAAUACACAUAGCUUUGGCUGAGAAUUGGAAGAAAGGAAUAAGACUUCAUCUGUUGCAUUCAUUAUAUGUAAAAUAGUGAAGAUUUUUAUUUAAAAUGUCAGCAAUACGAAAAAUAUGACUGAAAUGUAGAAUAUAAAAUUGUAACAGGUGCUUUGUUCAAACUUUUUCUGAACGAUGGAUAUUUUCCCCUCCUUGUGCAUGUAAAACCAAAAUAACAGAGCAGGUCCAAUGACUAGCUCCCCUUUGGUUAUGCUAUGUACCACAACUCCUUGUAUCUUUAAAAACAUCUGCUACCAAAGCAUUACAAAUUU